UGCCCAUAAUGGCUGUUUGCUCCAAUCAGAGGCUGAGGAGGUGGAGAGCAGAGGUUUUUCUAGCUGGUUGCUGGGUGACUGCGCUUUCUGUGGCCUUCACUACUUGAACACAGCUGGACAGAGCAGGGAGUGUGAACAACUAUCAUUUCCUACAUUAAGAAACCAAAAUGGCCUCUGAGAAGUUGACACCUGAACAAUCCAGUGGUGCUCAGGACAGUCUCUUGGGGAGGCUGUUUGAGUUGCCUGUGGUGAGCUUCACUUAUGGUGUAGUUCAGAAGACUUACACCAGCACGAAACAUACCCACCCACUCAUUUGUACAGUUUGUGAUGUGUAUGAGAAGGGUGUGAAGACGGCCUCCAGCAUUGUAGUGUGGACCAUCCAGCCUGCCAUUCAGAAGCUGGAGCCUCAGAUUGUAGCUGUCAACCACCUUGCCUGUAAGGGACUGGACCACCUGGAAGAGAAGAUCCCUGCUCUCCAGCUUCCACCUGAGAAGCUUGCCUCACAUAUCAUUGAAGUAGUUUCCAGCACGGUCCAGACGGCCUCAGAUGCAGUGUUCCAUGUGAUGUCCAGCAGCUAUGAUCAGACAAGAGGUGUCAUGGAAGAUGCCACAGACUACAUUUUUAGCACCAGACCAGCUAAACUGGCUGCAGAAGGUGUGGAUGCAGCUUUGACGGUCACUGAGAGAAUUGUCAAUUACGUCCUGCCGGGCUCAGAGGAGGAGCGAGCAUGUGUUGCUGCCAGUGCUACUGAUUCACAGCCCAGCAGCUACAGGAGACUAGGGACUCUGGCAAGCACUGUGUUCAGACGAACCUACAAUCAGACAGCCACAAAGCUUCGUAAGGCUCGGGCUCAAGGACAGGAGCUGGUCAUGUGGAUUCCUGGCAUAUCUCCCCUGACUGGCUUUGCAAAGAAAAACCUCGGAGUGGCUAGCAAUGCCCUCCAGAAUGCUCAGACUUCAGUUACAGAGUUUCUUCAGCGAGAGCUAAAGGAGGCUGCCAAGGAAAAGAAGAAGAAGAAGGAUGGUGGCAACAUGGAGCUUUCUAGAUUUAAUGAAAAGGAGCAGAUGGAUAACACCUGUAAACCCAAAGUCACCAAAAGCCCAUUCUCAAGCCAGAGAACCUUGGGAGUGGAGUCUGGAGUUUCCAAAGGACCCGGUGGCCCGUCAGAUAUUGGAACAGCCCCAUCGGUAGAAAUAACGGAAACACUUCAAGGCCUAGUUCAUCGGCAGCCGACCUCUACAGAGCAGAGCAGUGUGUUCUCAUCCAGUAGGAAAAUGACCAGUAAGACAAAGAAAACAUCUGCCUCCACAUUCACACAGUCUCUGCAGAGCAGCACCCAGGCAGUCUCCAAAAAGGACUGACUAAUCCCAGGACUUCGUCAGCUUUUGGUGCUCACCACACGGGUGAUGCAAGAGGCUGACUGUUUGCUUCCCCAUUCGACACAGCUUAGUAAAGCAAAAGGAUGCACAGCUGUAGUCAGUCUGUCCUUGUGGUGUUCACUGCACCUUUUCUCUUAUGCUUUCAACACAAAGUGCCACUGGGAUGUGUGCUAUCACACUAAAAAUUCAGGGCUGCCCUCUUCAACAGUUGAUAGGCAGCUUAGCUCAAAUUCUCUGAGGUGAAGCUUUUAACCUUACUCUGCUGAAAACUUGUAGAGAAUAAAGAGUUUGUGCAGUGGGUAACAUUGCCAAAUCACAGAAGUUGGACCCUUAUUCAAUUCCUUUGUGUAAACAUUGCAUGCUCUGGGUCUUCAGUUUCUAAAGAUAUGUGGUUAGAUCAACUAGGGACCCUAAGCUGGUCUAGCGUGUGCAAGUGUGCACUGUGGGAGGCUGUGUGGCCUGGUGGCUAAGGCACUGAAAUGUGAAACCACAAGUUUGCCCAUUAAGAACCAACUUAUGAUGCAGUGUGUGACCCAGAGUGGGCCACUAACCCCUUAACAAAUAAACAAUUAUUGUAUAACUCAGUUUAGGACAUUGACUUGUCAGUAGAGGAGUUACAGUAUAUAAGGGAACAGCUGACUGCUAUCAUGACUAGUCCUCCUUAAUGGACUGUUUCCUGGCAUGUGCCCGCUGAUAAUGUUGAAAAUAAUUUCAGGUCUCCAUCAGACCCUCAACUUGAAAAAAACAGUAUAAAAAUUGAUAUAAGAACCAGAAAGCAAAUGUGUUCAGUAUUGAAAUCUUAGAGACCAAUGUAGCACAAUGCCAUUUGAGAUGUAUUUUAUAGUGUUAGUCCCCAUGCAGGGACUGUUCCUGCAUAGCGCUCAAUGGUUGCUGGGAUUGGCUCCAGCUGUCCCAUAAACCUACUCUGACUAAGCAGAAUUAGAAAAUUAAGAGUCAAAUUCACAGCCACCAGUUACUGAGGAUCAUGCAGAAGUAAUGGCUCUAGUCCUGUCACCUGAGCUAUAGGGUUGACAACCCCUGAAAGCGUCCGGAACCAAGAAUCUUCCUUCAGUCCAUUUGGCUCUUUAUGCUUAAGGGCACCAGAAACAUGGCUGCUUUAAGGAUUGAGUGGCUGCUUGUCUUGCUUCUUUUCCUAUUUAGAUACUACCAUUUAGUAUUAAGACUAAUUAGAUUUCUUAAAUGCAAAGUUUGAAGCUGCUGCACUGUUUGAUUCUGCUGUCCCACUGGUGACAGAUAAAAAAUUAAAUUGUAGUAAAUACUCCCAUUUUCUUGCAUUUUCCUUUAGUUUGUUCAGUCAGACAGCAAAUGCUUCAACUGACCUUUUAACAGCUACCAAUUCCUUUUCUAUGAAAUUGACCUAAACAUUGUCACCCUUCCAUUUUCUCUUGAUCAAGUCUGAUAUGUUGGGUCUCAUCCGGGCAGAAAGUAGUGCAAGACAUGGAACCAAUUCUGGCUGGGAUGUCAGGCCAUUAGCAGAUGCCAACCUGCAUUCAUGGAAUCACACCAGUGAAGUUAGAGUUCCCAGGCCUCUUAGUGCCUUUCCUUUUCACUGUAGGUUGGGCAUGAAGCCUAGAGGGGAACCUAUGUCAACACUGGGCUUUUACUAGCAUUAUAAGAGAAUGAUAUCCAAUUAAAUGGAGCAAAUCUUCAUUUAAAUAGCAGAUUAUAUCUAAAAGUAAGAAAAAAAGGUCAAAAGUCAAGUCAUUCUUGGAAUAUCCUCUUCACUCAGAUAAAUAUAAUGAAAACGACAGUAUAGUUUGAACUACUGGUUUGGGAUAUCAAAGUCUUUUUCCCAAGAAACUGGAUUGCAUUAUUUGCGUAAAUAUCUAGACUUAUAUCUGGACACCAAAACAGCAAUAGACAACUGAAUCAUUUUAUAAAAAUGGCAUAAAAUGACAGAUGGGAAACAGAGCUAUCUUAACAGGGGCAUAGGCCCCCCGGCAAAGUAGUGCACUGGGGUCCCUAUUUUAAUAGCAAAACAGAAACAUACAUAGCGGUCAGAAACAUUGUGAGCCCCUAUGCCCCUGGGGCCCAUUGUGCCCAUUUGUUAAACUGGCCCUGAUGGGAAACAGAGGAACAAGUGGAGACAUGGAGUACUGGAGUCCUACUAAUAGGCAAAGUUCACCUGCAGGUACCUCAGUCAUAAUCAAACGAGAAAUUAAAACUGGUACACCUAAACAGGAUCAAAGGGACAAAGGACAAGGGAACCUAUGAGAGUAUCAGAGAGACAGGAAAAAAGGCAGUUAUGUCAGAUCAAGAAGGCCUUCUAAAGUUGAGGAUCAGGAACUAGCCUGUCAUCUUUAAAUAUCCAUCCUAAUAAAGAAUGAGCUUUAGUGGAGUCACUGCUGACUCGGAGGGGCAUGGCUAGGGGCUAAAACAGGUGCACAGCCUAGCAUUGAUAUCCAAAUACAGGAGAAACUUCUUAGCGUUAUUCAAGAUAUUGAGUUAAAAACGGUCUUUACAGAAGCUGGAUGUUACAAGUCCAUCCUCUCAGAUAGUCUGCAAGCUUAAUUAGCUUCUUCUCUUUUAUUAAAUGAGCACCAGCUUUCUUAUCAGUUCACAUUGGUCCAUUCUGCUGGCCUUUCAUCUGCUAUUCAAUUACCGUUUUUUUCCUAGAAUCAUUUAUUGCAUUAUAAAUCUGCAAAUGGAAAGGAAAACUUUCAUCUGCUUUGUUUGGUAAUUAAAGAUCAGAAGGAUUUACACAAGUAUAUGUGAGGGUUCUAGCCAAAGUAAAGAGCUAAUUAAUUUUACAAAUCAUCAAAGAUAGAAAUAGGAAAUUAAUAUAUGUCAAUCAAAUCUGUGUGCCUUUGUCUAUUUCUCUACAAAAUUUCCAUUCCAACUUGUGCAUUGUUGCUGCUCUGCUAAGAGUUUAAUGCUCGCCAUUACUGCUGUACAUAAACAAGUGGAUCACAUGGCUCCAUUCUUCACUCUACUGAAAUUUCUCUGAUUGUCAAGUAUUGAUUCCAUGUCUUGAGCUCAUUUUUUUUUUUUUUUUUUUUUUUUUUUUUUUUUACCCUUUGGGGUGGUAAUUCACACUCGACCACUGUAGGUAUCAUCAAUAAUAAGUCUGUGCUUACGUCUUUAAAGUGUCUUACCCAUUAUAUGAAACCACUAAGCCCCAAUGAAGGCACCUACACAUGCAGUGCCUUAAAGCUGUACAUGAAUGGCAAUGCAGGGAUUUCCUUCUAUGAAAAAGAAUUCAAUUACUGCACCUUGUUAAAAUGAUGUGUCCUUGUCAGUCACUGAACUAAGAACGUGUAACCGAGACAGCAAGAUAUCAUAGAUGAACCUGAUAGUUACAAUGUUACACAUACAUACAGUACUGUUAGGUAUUCCUUAGUAAUUUCAGUCUGCUUGGUAUAAUACUUGUAAACUGAAAUAUUUUAUGUAUCCCACAGUUCCAAUUUAACAUUUGUCUGCAGGUUAAUCUUUAUAUGAGCAUGUAUGUGGCAAGGAACCUAAACGAAAGAUUGGUGAUGGGGCCAUUAAUUACCAUUCUGUAUAGUGAAUGGAGGAAAAUACUCCCCUAAAUCGAACAAGAAGGGUAAACACCAGUACUGCCAUGUUACCCUCCGGAUUACUUUUACUAAUUUAAGCCAAAAGCAAUACUCAGGCUAGACUGAAACUGCUGAUAACAGUUAAAAAAAAAACAGAACCUUUUAAAUACUUUUUUGUCUUUCUUAUUUUAAGUAGAUAAGAAUGUUGAACCCUAAUUCCAGUCUUAAGUUUUAAAUGUGAAAACAAGUUUAUAAUGCACUUCUGUUAACUCCUGACAAACCCACAGACAGCAAGGAUUGUUCAAUAACACAUUUGGUAUAGUGUUCAUUCUUAAGAUGUGCAUUUUUUAAUUUCUUUCAAUCACAAAACUGUAAAUUUACAACAAUGUGCAAUUUUCAAAGGCCAUUAAAGAUUACAUAUUUUUAGUAGUCAGCUUUCAUUUAAAAAAAACAAACACCAAAUUCUUUGAAGGCAUGUCUGACACUGAAGGAGGUAAAAAAGAAAUUAGUUUUAAAACUCUUGAAUCAUAUUGUAUUUUACAGUGUGUCUCGUAGAAUUAAUUUCCAGAUUUCCCAAACUUGCCUAAACUGUUAAACUAAGGACAAACCUCAUUUGUUUUGUUUUUUGUGAGAUUUUUUGUUUGGUUUUUUAACAAAGGUAAUGUCAUUUACUUUGUAGUUAAGUGGUCCUGUGAUUUUUACAUUUCUUUUGCAUUGUGGGCCUUGCACUUGUUAUUAGCAGUAUUUAUAAACUGUAGAAAUAAUAUCGCCCUUCUCAAGCUGCCUUUUUCCAGUUUUGAAACAUGGCUUUUUCAAAAGACAGCCAAUGCCAGUUCCAGUCAUAAUAAACCAAUUUUAGAUGAAAAAUAAAAUGUUUCCCUUUAGAAGGUUUAAUGUGCCAUCUGACUCAUAGCUUUGGUAUGUUCUCCAUUAACAACAUUACCAUUCUUUGUCCUUUAUUUUUACUGAUUUUUUUUUGUCCUUUGACUUAAAUGGGUGAGCUUUUCAAGCAAAAUUCUGUUUUUCUUAUGGUGUAGCUGUAGUUCACUUCUGCAUAUUCACAGCCCAUUUUCCCAAUGACUCCCUGUAUGUAUGUGGUCCAAAAGCCAUUUGUGUACCUCUGUGGUGCUUCAGGUUGCUACCAGGAGACCCCAAGUUCAAAUUUCAUCUCAAUCUGUUUUGUUCUUUGUGACCAAAUACUGUUUUGCUUUUUUUCCAAACCUUUCUGUAUAUUAUGGCUCUUCUGUAAACAAAAUAUUCAUCAUUUAAAGCUUAAACCUCCCAACCUCAGCAUGCUAUUUUUGGUUGUGUAAAAAAAAGAAAAAUGUGAUUAUUGUUGUCUGCAAUUCAGAAUAAACGGAUUCAAUAACUAAUGAAUAAA
Messenger RNA from Erpetoichthys calabaricus (reedfish), 6278 nucleotides. It is a transcript of the gene plin1, whose product is annotated as perilipin 1. The transcript is spliced from 8 exons. The record is from RefSeq and is a predicted model, not a curated record. Lineage: Eukaryota; Metazoa; Chordata; Cladistia; Polypteriformes; Polypteridae. Bases 168 to 1361 code for a protein of 397 amino acids. Gene Ontology annotation, cellular component: lipid droplet. Gene Ontology annotation, biological process: lipid metabolic process.